Messenger RNA from Protopolystoma xenopodis, 693 nucleotides. The record is from the annotation of a GenBank genome assembly. Lineage: Eukaryota; Metazoa; Platyhelminthes; Monogenea; Polystomatidea; Polystomatidae.
AUGCUCCAAAUUGAAAUCAGUGACCUUGGCCACCCUACCUUGACUACCGUGACAAACUUGAUCGUUCAAAUAAUUGAUGUCAAUGACAAUGCACCCUCAUUCAUACAUUCUGACACACCGUCAGUCCUCAACCUCAUUUCUGGAACUCUGCAGACUACUGCUUACGAUUAUAGUGAUCAUGAUACUAUAAACUCUGAGCAAGAUGAUUAUGACCAUUUGUCGGCGACAAGGAGUGAUGCUAGUAAAGAGCACAAAGUUUCCCAGCUGCCACUAAAAGGGGUUCCGAAUGGGUGGUGGGCCGAUGGAGUUGUGCAAAUUCAAAAAGAAUACCAUUUUCUGAUGAUGGCCUUAAGUUUGGAAGAUGCGGUCCAGAGCCUGAGGGAAGAAGUUAAGAAGGAGACACGAAAGCCAGGCUCGGAAAGUUCUAGAGGCAGUGGUCCGAAGCACGCGGAAAGAAAAGAGAGACAGGAGAUGCCUCCACUAAAUUCAACUUUGAAUGAAGCUCACGGCUCCUGGAGCUGGUUGUCAAACGACGCUGCCAAAAAUUGGUGGCGCGAACAAAUGAGCCCAUGUUUUUCUGGGGCUGUUGAAGGGACUGUCGAAGUAUCUAUCUUGAAGGGUCUUGGACCAUGGACGGAAAAUACUCGUUUGGUAGGCUGUGUGAAAGCCACCGAUUUGGACAAAGGUAUGUAA